AUGUUCGCCAAAGCAAGCGUCUUGGAUAUAUUGAAACCGACCAAUGUUGAACUCUGUUCAAUCAUACAGAAAUCACUGGAGAAAAACUUCAAAAAUGUGGAAGUGGACGUUAUAACUUGUCCAGAUUUGUCAGCAGCGCCUUUUAACAUGACAUCAAAUGGUUUUGGACGUAAACUCGUAAUAGCUGAAGUUGGCGGACCAGGCAAUCUUUUUCCAGUCAUACAUAAAGAAAAGGAGUUUGAUCUGCAGGAAAUCUGCCGGCAUUGCCAAGCACCAUCGUCUUUUGUGUUCGGUCCUGGAGCAGGUCCAUGGCAAGUGGUUGGGAAAAAUUGUGAGAUGGUCGCUGAUGCGAAUUUCUCUACAUCAAAGGUUGCUACCAAGUUAGCCUCGAUAGUGGGAGGUCAUGAAAAACCGUAUUUAAUGUCUACAACUGAUUCUCCAAAAUUCAAUUUGAUGGCUAAUCUGGCAGUAUCUGCCGAAGCUGGGCCUGCUGAG
Molecule: messenger RNA, 495 nt
Organism: Cylicostephanus goldi
Lineage: Eukaryota; Metazoa; Nematoda; Chromadorea; Rhabditida; Strongylidae
Source: the annotation of a GenBank genome assembly